UCGGUCUCACGGAAAGAAGUAUCUGAAGAUAGAGUAUCUGUAGCUGAAGCUGCAAACGAUACGCGUGCGCCGUGCGAAUUUCGCCAAGUUUUGAAAUAGUUGAAAUCAGUGAUAUCAGAAAACCAGACAACAAUCAAACUAAAGUUAUCAUGUCACAGUGCCUAUAAGCAGUGAAACAAUCAAUAACAACAAACUAAAGAAAAAGCAAAGACUUGCCAAUUGAAACACUUUUGGAUUAGUUUCAAGCUACCAAGUGAAGCUACCAACGAGCUACCGGAGAUCUACCAAAAUGGUACGCAGCCUGGCCCAGUGGACCAAGACGCUGAGCUUUCCCUCGCGCCUGUCGCCCAACCGCAACUCCAAGGAUUGCUCCACAUUGGCCAGCCCCGUGCCGCCGCCGACGCCGCCACGCAACAAGACGCACAACCAUUGUGCCACCUCGAGGUCCUCCUCAUCGACAGUGUCCUCGUCGCACUCCUCUUCGGCCAAUUCUCACAGUUCACCGACGCCAGGAAGCAAUGGCACCAACAACAACAACAACAACAAUAUGCCCAUAACGGAACUGGAACAGAUUAUCUAUCCCGGUCCAGAUCCCAAGCACAUCAUGGGCUCCCUGGUGUUCUGCAUCCACCACAAACAGGGCUGCAAGUGGUCCGAUGAGCUCCGCAAGCUAAAGGGCCAUCUCAAUGCCUGUAAGCACGAUGCCACUCAAUGCCCCAACAAGUGCGGCGCCCAGAUCCCACGGAUCAUGAUGACCGAUCAUCUGCAGUACACCUGCACAAUGAGGCGCACGCGAUGCGAGUUCUGUCAGAGCGAGUUCUCUGGCGCCGGGCUGGAGGAACACAACGGUAGCUGUGGCCAGGAGCCAGUCUACUGUGAAGCCAAGUGCGGACAGAGAGUUCUGCGCGGGCGGAUGACCCUCCACAAGUCGAAGGACUGUGCGAAACGUCUCCGCCGCUGUGCCCAUUGCCAGCGCGAGUUCUCGGCGGACACACUUCCGCUUCAUGCGGCCCAGUGCCCAAGGGCUCCAUUGGCCUGUCCGCAGCGCUGCGAUGCGGGUCCGAUUGCCCGCGGAGAGCUGGAGGCGCAUCUGCGCGAUGAGUGCCAGUCGCUGGCUGUGGCCUGUAGCUUCAAGGAGGCUGGAUGCCGCUUCAAGGGCCCACGGCAGAUGCUGGAGGCGCACCUGGAGAGCAAUGCGGCGGCUCAUCUGUCGCUGAUGGUAGCGCUGAGCUCGCGCCAGGGCCAGCAGAUCCAGAUGCUGAAGUCGGCAGUGUCCAAGCUGUCCAUCAACUACACGGGCACCCUGUUGUGGAAGAUCACCGACUGGUCGGCCAAGAUGACCGAGGCGCGGGGCAAGGACGGCCUCGAGUUGGUCUCGCCGCCCUUCUACACCUCCCAGUACGGCUACAAGCUGCAAGCCUCCAUGUUCCUCAAUGGCAACGGACCCGGCGAGAACACCCACGUCUCUGUGUACAUUAAGGUGCUGCCCGGAGAGUACGAUGCUCUUUUGAAGUGGCCCUUCUCGCACUCCAUCACGUUCACGCUGUUCGAGCAGGGCGCCCAGAGCGGCCAAGGGGGCGUGGCCGAGUCCUUUGUACCCGAUCCCACUUGGGAGAACUUCCAGCGACCCUCCAACGAGCCCGACCAGCUGGGCUUCGGUUUUCCCCGCUUCAUCUCGCACGAACUGCUGCACAGUCGACCCUUCAUCAAGGACAAUACCGUCUUUCUGCGCGUGAAGGUGGAUCCCAGCAAAAUUGUGUCCGUCUAGGUACCAGAGACGAAGGACCCCGACCCCACCACUAGCCCUAGACAUUUACUCGACUUCUGUAAAUACUGUGUAUUUAAAUUUAUGAGUAAAUCCUACCGUAGCCCACUCCCUGUACAGCCACGGGCCCUCAGCGACAGCUUCGGGCGGCAGUUAGCCGGAAAGUGCUAACUGGCCUUGGAAUGCUGUCCCAGACCGACCCCCGACUGCGUAUUAGUCAUAUUCACUCGUAUUCAGCAUCAGCUUCAGAUUCGUGGAUUAGGUUCUUGCAGUGCUGGAAUUAAACCAAAGCAUACAUACAUACAUACAUCUAUAGAAUAUAAAAUAAUAACUUAAUGAAGAUAGUACUACCGCCUUAUGGGUACGCCUAAGUUUGUGUGUUAAGUCUUUUGUUUAGAGAUUUGUAUUUUUGCGCGCAAUGCGAACACUUUCAAAAGAUCUUCAAACUAGACCGUACGCUCAAAAAUCAGUUUGUGGAUAAUAAGUUGCAUGUACAUAGAAUAACCGAGAUACCGCAAUCGCAAUCGUAAUCGCGACCGCAACGGCAAUCGCACCGCAGCCCUAGUUCUAGUUCUAGUUAUAGCAUCUAGCAUCUAAACCAACGCAUUAGUCAUUAGUACCAUGAACAUGAACGUAAACCAUGAGAAUACAACUUUCAGCAUAGUCAGAGAUAAGUUUGUGUUUAAAAACUAAGAAGUCAAAACUACAAUAAAAUCAACUAUUCGAAGAAAA
Messenger RNA from Drosophila persimilis, 2497 nucleotides. RefSeq names its product TNF receptor-associated factor 4 (gene Traf4). The coding region runs from base 290 to 1768 and encodes 492 amino acids. The record is from RefSeq and is a predicted model, not a curated record. The transcript has 2 exons. Gene Ontology annotation, molecular function: zinc ion binding; protein binding. Gene Ontology annotation, biological process: regulation of canonical NF-kappaB signal transduction; tumor necrosis factor-mediated signaling pathway; activation of NF-kappaB-inducing kinase activity. Gene Ontology annotation, cellular component: plasma membrane signaling receptor complex. Lineage: Eukaryota; Metazoa; Arthropoda; Insecta; Diptera; Drosophilidae.